Molecule: messenger RNA, 3838 nt
Organism: Astyanax mexicanus (Mexican tetra)
Lineage: Eukaryota; Metazoa; Chordata; Actinopteri; Characiformes; Acestrorhamphidae
Gene: hcrtr2
Product: hypocretin (orexin) receptor 2
Exons: 7
Coding region: 71-1351 (426 amino acids)
Biological process (GO): G protein-coupled receptor signaling pathway; circadian sleep/wake cycle process; feeding behavior
Cellular component (GO): membrane
Molecular function (GO): orexin receptor activity
Source: RefSeq, a predicted model, not a curated record
ACCCGUUAAAAACCGCGCGCACUAUCAUUCAUGCUUUAGACGUUUACGGACGAGCCGUGGCGCGUGCAGCAUGGCUGGAAUCGCCGUCGUUCAUCACGGCCGAAACGACUGCUCGCCGGCGGAUCAGCGCUCGAACUGUACGGAUCGUUACGCGCCCGCUCAGCUGGACGACGACGAGGAACUUUUAAAGUACAUAUGGAGGGAAUACCUGCACCCCAAGCAGUACGAGUGGGUCUUAAUAGCGGGAUAUAUCGCGGUGUUCCUGCUCUCUCUGAUCGGAAACGCGCUCGUCUGUUUUGCUGUCUGGAAAAAUCAUCACAUGCGCACUGUGACCAACUACUUCAUUGUGAACCUCUCCUUUGCCGACAUUCUGGUCACUAUCACUUGCCUUCCUGCGAGCCUGGUCGUGGACAUCACCGAAACGUGGUUCUUGGGCGACAUGCUGUGCCGAAUAUUACCUUAUUUUCAGACCAUCUCUGUGUCCGUGUCCGUGCUGACCCUCAGCUGUAUUGCUCAGGACCGCUGGUAUGCUAUCUGCCACCCUCUCAAGUUUAAGAGCACGGCCAAAAGGGCACGCAAGAGCAUCAUCCUGAUCUGGCUGGUGUCCUGCGUGAUAAUGAUCCCGCAGGCUGUUGUCAUGGAAUGCAGCAGUCUAUUGCCUGAGCUUCUGCCUGAACUCACCAACAAGACCAUCCUCUUCACCGUGUGUGACGAACACUGGGGAGAUGAGAUCUAUCCCAAGAUCUACCACACCUGCUUCUUCAUCGUUACCUACUUCGCUCCACUGUGCCUCAUGGUCUUGGCAUACAUCCAGAUUUGUCAUAAGCUUUGGUGUCAACAGAUUCCCGGGACGUCGUCAGCGCUGCAGAGGAAGUGGAAAUCACUGCAGUGUUCGGCUCAUUCUGCAGGACCCGGCGAGUCCGUUAAGGUCAGGACCAGCGCUGUGUCGGCCGAGAUCAAGCAGGUGAAGGCUCGGCGGAAGACAGCUCGCAUGCUGAUGGUGGUGCUCUUCGUCUUCGCUCUCUGUUACCUGCCCAUAAGUGUUCUCAACAUCAUGAAGAGGGUAUUUGGUGCUUUCAAGAACACAAACAACAGAGAGACAGUGUACGCCUGGUUCACCUUCUCCCACUGGCUCAUAUAUGCCAACAGCGCAGCCAAUCCCAUCAUCUAUAAUUUCCUCAGCGGUAAAUUUCGGGAGGAGUUUAAAGCGGCGUUCAGCUGUCGCUGCUCUGGUGGUGGAGGCACAAAGGAACGAGCGAGGACCAAAAUGAGCACAGACAGCCAUAAAUCCCUAUCCACACAAGUGAGCCAUUUCGACAACGUCUCGCGUAUUUCAGACCAGGUCGUGUAAUUCUGACCCAGGAGGGCUAAUCUCCUCGUCUCUCCACUUCACUGGCUGUGACUGCUUGUUAGAGGACAAAGCACUGCUGGGGGAGACUUCAAAAGCCCCCAUCAUGCUCUGACUUUCCCUUUUUAAUACACUGAUGGCUUCAACAAAGACCUAUUUGAUCCAGAGAAUUACCCAUGACGCUGAAUACGAGACGGUGUCUCAGUGAAGAGCAUGAGCAGCCAGCAGUACUGCAUGUCUUCUAUCAUAGCCAAGGGAAUGUUUUAUUCCUGCUCUGUUGCAUCAACAAGUCAUGAGAUAAUCCACAGGAAUAUUGUUUACAGAAAUUCCUGUGGCUCUGAUGUUUUCAGUUUUCUGUCUGUCUUGUUGGUAGUGAGAAUGGGACCGCUGAAGUAUUACUGCCACAGUGUUACACAUACAAAUCACUAUGGCUGCUAUGUGUCUGUAUCAUUCACAGCAGUCCAGGCUGGAAACACAUGACUACAGGCCUGGCUUUACACACUGAAAACUUUAGUUGCUUGAAACGUAGCGUCAUGGUCUAGAGUUUACCUUGAGUCUUCAUGGACUUUAAUAUUAUGACAAUAUUAGCCUUUUAAUUUAGAGCACACAAAACAUAAUUAGUUGCAGAAGUGUGGAGUUUGAAAGAGUUAUUUUUCCACAUCGUGACAAAGAUGCUGCAGCUCCCAAUAUAUAUUGAAUGUAUGUAAAUUAGAUUAUUAGUCAGUCAUGAUCACUAUCAGGAAGUUAAGAUGCCAAGGCUGUGGCUUUCGGCACCACUGAAUGUAUUAAUCAAAGUAUAUACAGGGGUUGGACAAUGAAAAUGAAACCCCUGUCAUUUUAGUGUGGGAGGUUUCAUGGCUAAAUUGGAGCAGCCUGUUGGCCAAUCUUCAUUAAUUGCACAUUGCACCAGUAAGAGCAGAGUGUGAAGGUUCAGUUAGCAGGGUAAGAGCACAGUUUGGCUCUAAAUAUUGCAAUGCACACAACAUUAUGGGUGACAUACCAGAGUUCAAAAGAGGACAAAUUGUUGGUGCACGUCUUGCUGGUGCAUCUGUGAGACAAUAAAUUAUUGUAGACCAAUAAUUUGGUGUUUCAGUUUCAUUGUCCAAAACCUGUAUAAUAUAUUCUAUAUAUAUUUAUUUAUUUUAUUUUUAACACUGUAUGUACCUUGUAUAUAUUUUGUCUCUGUGUUUGCAUCAGAAAACAAAAAAUGACUUUUUUUAUUUGGUUUAAGAUGACUGUAUUCUGCCCCAGAAAUAAUAGUAUCAGCUCUGUGAAAACUCUGUGUUUUUCACUGAAUUCACAGAUAUUACUUCUUUAAAAAGGUAAUUAGGGUUAUUAGACUGUUGAAAAUCUUCCUCCUUUACAUGAUACUACCAUUCACCAAAUGUUUAUUUUUAUUAUUUUUGGUUGUUUGUUGGACUAAAUUCCAAACAUUCUUUGGCUAACAUUGUGCUUUCUGAAAAAAGGAUGAUGUGUUUUCUAUUCAUGUUCUUUCCCCAAAUCAGCCAUUUAAAUAGCUGCUUAUACAGCAGUUUCUGUUAACUAGCCGACUAAUGUUUACUGCUGUCACUGUUAGCUGGAUAAUUGAGUUAGCUGGAAGACUUUAGAAACAUCAGAUUUGAGAAACUCUCAUUGGUUUGAGCUCUUAAUGAGUGCACUGACAAUACAACUACAAACGCUGCAUAAAACUCUUCAUAAGUAUCUCUAUUGAGACUCUCUCUAUUCACCUCACACAGUACAAGGAUGAAUUAUUUGGGGUUUGCCUGUUUCAUUAAAAUUUGUUGUGCAUUACAGGGCUGUAAAAAACACAACAAAAAUGCCAUUGGUGGAUCGUGUAAAAAAAAAAAACCUCAGAGAAAGCAUUGUGGGUGAAGGACUUUGUGUUUUAUAACAGAGAAAAAUCACACCACAGCGACUCUUACACAAGAUUGCACUGGAAGUGUUUCCAAAGGCUUGCAUUAUUCAUUGGCUGAUUGUGUAGCACUUGCUUGCCAUGUCGAGAGAAAUUUACCCAGCCUAAUAAUUAUUUGCCGGGUCAUAUUUAAGGAUCAGAGUUUAAUUGCAGGAAGGCUGCUGGCAGACCUUGCACGGCUUUCGCUGCUGUGGCUCCCUUGAAUAUGAGGCACUUGAGCUUCAGCUAACACAAUUGCUUAUCUGGGUGUGCUUUGUUGUUUGCCUUUCUCUCAGGUGCUUGUUAUGAGUUCUUGCUGUUUUUCGUGGCAAUUUUAGAAUAGCUCAUGGUGAUUGAAUUUUAUUGGAAAACACAGAGAAUAUUAGUUCAAUAAUGUUUGAUUGUGUAGUUGAUGUUGUUAAUUUGCACUUUUUCUGUUGAAGGACGACCUGCUGCCUGAUGUCUAUGUGCCGUAUCGGUAGACUCAUUUCCAUCGACUCAGUAAAACAACAGGAAACUUGGGUUGUUUCAGUGUCACAGGUUGUCAAUAUCUGAGAAGACAUGAUAUGUUGCUACUAUGGUGAAAUAAAAAAAACAGA